Molecule: messenger RNA, 4329 nt
Organism: Paraphaeosphaeria sporulosa
Lineage: Eukaryota; Fungi; Ascomycota; Dothideomycetes; Pleosporales; Didymosphaeriaceae
Exons: 5
Coding region: 9-4274 (1421 amino acids)
Source: RefSeq, a predicted model, not a curated record
GUUCUGCUAUGGACAUGGCAGACACAAGACACCAACCUGAAGAUGUUCGCAUAUCCCAAUAUCCGCCUCCGAAUUACCCCCGAGAAAGCGAUGCUCUCAAUCCAAACAACGAAAAGCGCGCGAAGACCGCAGCACAUUCGGUGACUUCUCUCGGCAAAUCUCUUGCAAGUAGCGAUACAUCAAAGAACUCCACUUCUGCUGAAUGGCGCCCGUACACUUUGCGGUGGUCCCUGGUCUGGAUCCCCACUGCAGCCUCACUAAUCCUUGCCAUUGUCGUCGGCAUUCUGUACUGGAGGUCUCACAAGAACAAUGGACUAUGCUCGGAAGCGUCCGCUGUCGUUGGCUGGCGGUUCGCUCCUACGCUUGUUGCGGUUCUGUGGGGCCAGCUCAUCACCAUGUUGUUCAACGACAUCCAACGUACUGAACCUUUCGCACGCCUCGCACGACCUCCUGGAUCUGUCCCGCCCGCAUCGAGAACCAUUUUGGAACGUCCACGGCAAGUGUGGACAGCUUUUGCUCAUGCUUUCAACAAGAAGCACAACGGAGGGAAAAGAAGCUGGAUCAUCAUAUGGGCUUCAGUCGUCCUCGUCAUAUCGUCCAUUAUUAUCUCGUUGUCUUCUGCGCUCCUCGCUUCCGAAGAGACUAAGAUGUGGCAGCCGCUGCAGAUGACCAGAUUGAUUCCGGAGAAAGCUUCAGCUCUGGAGCCUUCAGUGAAACGAGACACAUAUUUCCGAACCACUGGCGCAAUUUUGCAGAACGUGGUCACAUCGCCUUGGAUAUCUGAUGAGUAUGCAGUUCUUCCUUUCUGGCCCGAAGGUUCCGAUGGAAAACCUUGGGACGCGCAACAUAUUUCCACACCUCAAACAUGGGAAGCUGAAACAACUGUGUUCCGCAACGAUUUGCAGUGUUCCCCACUCAAACUUGCUGCUACCGACGUGUGGUCCUACACAUACGACUACUACAACAUGACUAAUUAUGAGUAUCGCAUGUCCGUUCGACUGGAAAACGAGGCAGGGUGCAAGUACAACAUGAGCUUCAACGCUAGUGCCAAGUACGAUAUGAACUCUUGGGAACUCGGUUCAUGGUCCGACCUGGAUACCUUCGUUGUGAAGAACGAAUACGCUGUCACAACUGAUUCUUACGAUUACCGACCGCUACCAUGGAAACCCACCUACAACGACAAAUGCCAAGGGGACGAGAUCAUGGUCAUGAGCAGUCAGUGGAUCAGCCACGACUGGAUAACGUUCUCAAACGUCACGGCUAAAUUUUUGCCCAAUCUUACCGUAUCAGGUUACCUGUGUAAUUCUUCACAUACAAUGGCGAGCAUACCUGUGCGUGUUUCGGCCUCCGCCAGUGACUUUCACGUCGACUUCGAUUCUGGCGCGUUCCAGAAAGCACAGCAGGACGUACCGCCAAGCGUACUGAAGACCUCACAGUUCAUCAAGACGUAUACCGACCCAUACUGGUAUAUGGUUGUACCGAAGCUAAACAUGGGACCCGCCGUUCCAUCUGGAGCGAUGGCAUUGCUUGCUGCCAAAUAUGAGUUCGACUUUUACGGGAUGAAGAAUGAUACAAAGUUGCCGGACCUAGCUGCACGAUUACAGAGACGUCACUUUGGGGAAGUCCUGCGGACUUCUCUUGACGUUCGUGGCGCAUCGCAGAGCGAAACAAUAACAGGCAGUUCAAUGGCAUCAGAGCGCAGAAUCACAGUACGCGUCGAGGCCGCUGCUGCUCUCGUUGCGCUCUUUGCGUUCUGUUUCUUCACCAUGCUGGGAUUAAUCUGGCUCUCUACGGCUAGACGAAGGCCGUUGCAUCUGACUCACGAACCUGCGACAGUAUUGGGAACCGUAUCCCUCGUCUCAUCAAAUCCUGCGAUAUUGGCCUCCCUUCGGGACCUGGACCAAGCAUCAACAGCAGAGCUAAGAUCGGUCUUGAAAGGUCGAUUCUUUUCGACCUCUCAUGGGCAUUUGAGGGAAGUGUCCAAGAACGGCCAGGUCGAAACAUCGGAUCCCGUACCCAGAGUACCCACACUUGCGGAGAAGGAGUCACCAUUUUGGGUAAAGAUACGAGUUCUGUUGGGUCUGAUUCUGUUUAUCGCUCUCCUGGUAAUGGCCAUUACAGUCGUUCACAGGUUCGCGAGCGACUCGGAUCUCAAGAAGGGCUUCUUUACCUAUCACCUCAACAUCAACGCCCUCGGUCAUCUGGGCAGCUUUACUCCCUUUUCGAUCAUCCCAACUACUUUGGCCGUCCUUCUCGGUCUUUGGUGGAAUGCUCUGGAUGUCACAUUCAGAUCUCUACAGCCCUACGUUUCCAUGUCUCAAGCCCCCAGGGAGAUCUCAAGGGGCGCAUACGUUUCGUAUCAGUCGUCGUACUGGUUGUGGGCCACGGGAAAAGCAGCCAAGAACAAACACUGGCUGUUGUCGCUCGUAACGCUUGGAACCUUCCUAGCACAGGCCUUUACCAUUGCCACUUCCGCCCUAUUCGAGCAGACUACUGGUGUCAUAAAUGACGCCGUCGAACUCAAUAGAAGUCUCGAGCUCCGACAAGUCCCUUACCUUCGAAUGGUUAAUGAGACCUACCCUCCAACAUACGGUGGCUCCCGUGGAGCCUAUGGAUAUCCAUAUGUCGGUACAGUACUCACGGAUCUCUUUGGCAACUUGACGAACAAUUGGCUUUACUCAGGGGUGAUUCAAGCCACAAUGAAUGCAUCUGAGCUGAACUGGUGCAAGGAUGGCUGGAGCUUCGUCCCGGUCGAUCUGUCGGACCUCAAGAACAGACAGACGACCACCAGUGACACUGACACCGACCAAUCAGAUGCCUAUGGUGCACUGAUCAAUAUUACAAUGACAACCCCGGCCAUCCGUGGAAGAGUCGAGUGCUAUCAACCAGAGGAGAUCAGGAACGGCAGCACCAAAUGGAACUAUAACACCACGUGGACUGAUCCAGAGACGAAUAAGACCAGCAAGGUCAAUGUGCCGGGUACCAGUAUGCUCGGAGGUCCGACUGUACCAGAUUCUAGAUAUGUCACAUGUUGUUACAACCACACUGACUCACUCAACGACACUACCCCGCAACCUUUGGCCUUGGGCUACUGGACUCAGGACUAUGCAAAUACAUCCGAAUACGUAUCCGCAUCCCUGAACAACUUCACUGUCAAAUGGAUAACAGGGGAUGGCGCCUCCCAAGACGGCCUCAUGAGUAACCAAGAAACCCUCUACUUUCCCAACAUUCCGAAAAUCCAAGCAGUAAAGUGCAUGCCGGUCUUUGAAAAAGCCGAAGCAGACAUCGUGGUGGACAAGCAGGAUGGCCGCAUCCUGUCAUAUCACAUACUAGGAGAACCCACCCCCGACGAUGGCGCUUGGAGCGAUGCGUUCGUUUUCCACGACUUGUCUGAUCCAAACGAUCCAGCAGUAAAGAAGGAAAUCAAGGAUACCAGCAGCCUGUGUGAUCCGGACUUAGACUGUCCGCCCAUGGUGAUGCAGAACAUCACAACAAGUUAUGGUAACCUUUUUAUGAAUUCGCUGCUUCGAGCCUCACGACUAGUAGCUCUCUCCAAUUCUGGCGCCAAUCACGGCCCACCUAUAGCUGGUGAGCUUUCUCUAACCGAUAAUGUGUUCAACAUCCAAGACAAUUUGACUGGGCUCAACAUGGACUUCAUGUCAUACGCCGCGUACGUCCAAGCAGACAGAGACCCCAAGGCACUGCUCGAUUUGAACUACAUGCUGGAGAGCACCCAGAAAAUCUUCACCAUCUUUUUUCAACACUACGUGAGCAGCACCUACUCGCUCAAGGCAGGCGGCUGGGUGUACCAGCCCAUCGGUGCGAACCAGGAUGGCCUCGGUGCCGCAAAUGAGACAUUUCCCCAGUUCAAUCCUGAUGGAACCCGCGCCAAGAAAGUCAGCGAGCUACCUGCGCAGAACACAAAUCGCACGGCUAGCGCAACAAUGUCGACACGGGUGGAGGUUCUGCACAUGAACCCGAAGGCGGUGUGGCUGAGCGUAGCCUUGCUCAUCUGGCUAGCUCUUACUGCCAUCCUUGUCUGCGCGAUGCAAAGAUGGUUCUUCGGCGAUCUGCGUCGCAAUGUGGAGUCCAUCGCCGAUGUGCUGGUCCUUGUGGCCGGCAGCGAGAGACUACUUGCUGCGGUAGAAAAGCACGGCGUCGAAGGCCUACUCAAGAGCGAUGUCAAGACGCGGUUGGGAUGGUUCCGCACAGAUGAUGGGAAAAUGAGAUGGGGAAUCGAGAUUGCAGAAGAGGGAGAAGUACUAAUGGACUGAUCGUUGACGGCUCCGCGAAACUGUGAAGCAGGACAUGAAUUAUUGUUUCAAUUCC